This is a messenger RNA of Penicillium lagena, 912 nucleotides long. Its product is annotated as putative JmjC domain protein. Lineage: Eukaryota; Fungi; Ascomycota; Eurotiomycetes; Eurotiales; Aspergillaceae. The transcript is spliced from 2 exons. Gene Ontology annotation, molecular function: 2-oxoglutarate-dependent dioxygenase activity. The record is from RefSeq and is a predicted model, not a curated record. Bases 1 to 912 code for a protein of 303 amino acids.
AUGAACCCCCAACAAUGGCCCAUGUUUCGAUUCAGCCGAGUCAACCCUCGACUCUCUCAUAACUCUUAUUAUCGCCAUUUCUCUACAUCCACGAUCCGACCAUACCGCCCCCUCGACGUCCUCCACGAUGGCAGCGUCAACACGUUCCGCCAAACAAGCUUCAUCCCCGAGCAACCAGGCAUCCUCCCACGCUCGCACUUCCAAUCCCUGCCCGCGAGGACUCGCUGGUUCGAUCCGAGCGAACAAGGUCUAUCUCGUCUAAACACGGAAUACCUGCGCAACCAUGGCGCCGAAGCGGUCGUGCCGCUCGAACUGACCGAGCAACCCACCGAGACAACCGACGAGCUGAGCUUCCGACACUUCCACGCACCUCUCUCCCUCUUCCUAGACUGGCUCCAGAUUGCCGAGGAAUCUCAGCAAUCGACGCGCCUCUAUCUCGCCCAAUGCCAGCUCCUCGAUCUCCCUCCGACCCUGUGCCAGGAUCUGCCUACGCCCGACAUCGUGGCGCAGGCUGGCAGGGGCGAUGUGUACGAUACAAACCUGUGGAUUGGAUAUCCGCCUACAUACACCCCACUACACCGCGAUCCCAACCCGAAUCUCUUUGUCCAGCUGGCGGGACAGAAAGUUGUGAGACUGCUCCCUCCUGUGGAAGGGCAGGCUCUGUUUGGGAGUGUGAGACGGGAGCUGGGGAAGAGUGGUAACCGGGAGGCAGCGGCGUUUCGGGGAGAGGAGAUGAUGCAGGGUAGAGAGCGGGCGUUGCUGGAUCAUAUGGUUUGGGACACACCUGCGGAGAAUGGGUAUGAGGCGUUACUUGGUGCGGGCGAUGGCCUGUUUAUUCCCAAAGGGUGGUGGCAUAGCAUCAAAGGCAUCGGCGAGGGUGUUACUGCUUCGGUGAAUUGGUGGUUUCGAUGA